AAGCCCCGUCAAUCAUGAGAGAUUUUUACAUCUGAAUAUGGAAACAGGUCUCGUGAGCCCGUAGAAAUAGAAGACUUGAUUGAUAUAUCCAGGAACGUAUCUUCAGAUCUGGUCCAACUUCUUAUUGAGUCCCGUUCCGCUGGGUUACGCCACGAUGACGCCAUAGAAAAAGGAACGAAUAAAUAAGCUCGAAAAUAAUUCUUUUCUUUUUGGCAUGGAAACCUGGAUUCAACUUCGACUGAUUCGUUAACUGUAACCCGAGGACUCAUCAUGGUAGAUGGGGAUGUCGACGUGCCGUUGGUGGGCGCCUUACAAGCCUGCGUCUCCGUCCUGCUGACCAUGAGCUACGGAAUUGCAGCGCAAAGGUUUCGAUUGAUUCAAGAGUCCUCGAUCAAUGAUAUGGCUGGACUGGGAGUCAAGCUGUUUCUCCCAGCUUUGAUCAUUAUCAAUCUAGGCGAACAGCUGCAACUUGGAAAUGCGUUGAACUACAUCCCCGUUCUCAUUUGGUCCAUUCUCUACACGUGUGCCUCGAUCGGCCUGGCAUAUUUCGUCUCUAAGGGCUUGAGGCUCCCGCGCUGGGUGACGCCUGCCUGCGCAUUCAACAACACGACCUCGCUGCCGCUUCUCUUGUUGCAAUCGCUGGAAAGCGUGGGGAGUCUAAAACCGAUUAUUAAAGACGGUGAUACCGAGUCCGAAGCCAUCUCUCGUGCCCAAAGCUACUUUCUUCUCUGCGCUGUAGUGAGUAAAACGAUCGGUUACGCCGUGGGUCCCAAGCUACUUCAGGACGGCCACGAGUCAUCCACCGAUCCAGAGAAUCAAGAAGCAGACGACACCAAUCCUGAAACACAAAAUGACACCACUAACCACGGUCAUGUCGAUGAGGCGACAUCCCUCCUACCACAGCGAGCACAAAAAGCCCGCCGCAACAUUGCAAACAGCAUCCGGCACGGAACCCAGCGCAUUUCAUCUAUGCUACCUAAGCGCAUCCGACAGAGGCUUAUGGCCCCGUUCGAGUCCCCGUUCGCCGAUGUGGCGAUCGCAUGCACCGUGAUCGGUGUGGUUUUGGGUCUUGUGCCGCAGUUGCAUCAAGCAUUCUUCAACAAAUACGAGGACGGCGGGAUUUUCAACGCUUGGCUGACGUCGAGUGUGAAGAACAUUGGCAAGUUGUUCACGACGUUGCAGAUCUUUGUGGUGGGGUGUAAGCUGGGCGUUAGCUUUGAGAAGAUGAAAACUAGCGGUGAUUCGGGGCGAAUGCCUCUGAAGGCGAUUGGGACGAUCUUUCUCGUUCGGUUGGUGAUAUGGCCCGCACUUAGCAUAGCCGUUGUGUAUGGCUUGGCUACGAAGACCAAUCUUGUGUUGACUGAUCCUAUCCUAUGGUUUAGUUUGAUGCUCAUGCCGGCUGGACCCCCAGCGUUGGUCAUAUCCGGACUGGCCGAGUUGGCUCAGAUUUCAGAGCUGGAGAAGAUGGCGAUUGCCAAAUCGUUGAGUGUGAUGUACGUGUUAUCGCCAUUUGUAUGCUUCAGCAUCACGGGUGCUCUGAAAGCGUCUCAAGCGGCACUGGAGCAGAGGAACUCCGCAUGAAUACGGUGCUUUGGGAUUGUGUAUAAAGUCUAGAAUUUAUGUGUGUAUAUAUACGAGAUAUAAACAAUCUUAUAGACCGUUGAAAGAGAAUGUGUAUUAAGUAGUAUUCCAUACAAGGUCCAAAUUGACGCUUAGACGGUACUCCAAUUCAUUUGCAUCCCCUUCAUUCAAUAUCAUACGCUUGAACCGGAUUCAUCACACGUAGUCCAGUACGGACGAAUGGGUUUACUUCUUUGCAAA
Aspergillus pseudotamarii is the source of this 1821-nucleotide messenger RNA. RefSeq names its product Auxin Efflux Carrier superfamily. NCBI's taxonomy places the organism in Eukaryota, Fungi, Ascomycota, Eurotiomycetes, Eurotiales, Aspergillaceae. Gene Ontology annotation, biological process: transmembrane transport. The coding region runs from base 271 to 1581 and encodes 436 amino acids. The record is from RefSeq and is a predicted model, not a curated record. The transcript has 4 exons. Gene Ontology annotation, cellular component: membrane; endoplasmic reticulum.